Molecule: messenger RNA, 1250 nt
Organism: Dalotia coriaria
Lineage: Eukaryota; Metazoa; Arthropoda; Insecta; Coleoptera; Staphylinidae
Gene: wbl
Product: endoplasmic reticulum protein 29-like protein wbl
Exons: 1
Coding region: 381-1139 (252 amino acids)
Biological process (GO): protein secretion
Cellular component (GO): endoplasmic reticulum; endoplasmic reticulum lumen
Source: RefSeq, a predicted model, not a curated record
AACUUCAAAAAAAUAAAUUCUAGCAAUAAUUAAUUCUAUAUACAUAAGUCGUGAUACAGGUAUAAACUACAAAAAUUAUUAAUAUUGCCAGCGAGUAAAUGUAAAAACCAAACACUCCAUUGUUUAAAUUCAUGGAAUACUACAAAUUUUUACACUGGAGGAAGUGUGUUAACGCCCCGUAUAUACAGGUGCAUUAGCUGACGUGAACCAAUCAGAGUUGGCCAUGUUAGGUCUUCAAAUUAUCAUCGCAGUACACGCAUAUUUCGUCUGCCUGCCUCGUCAACACACAUCAAUACCCCGCAUAUAAACCACAGACAUUGUGCGCGCUACAAUUCAUUUUACAUGUUACAUUUAGCAUUCACAAAACCCUCCCGCAAAGAAUGGCUGUAACCUCAUUCGUUUACUGCUGCCUGCUUGUUUCGCUCCUCGCCGGAUCAGCACUCGGCGACGCUUGCAAGGGUUGCCUCAACUUUGACGAAGACAGCUUCAGGAAAGUCGUGCCGAAGUUCAAGUAUUCACUCAUCAAGUUCGACAUCGCAUAUCCGUACGGUCCAAAACACGAUGCGUUCGUCCAGUUUGCAGAGACGCUCACCGACAUGCAAGACCUCAUCGUCGCUGAUGUCGGUAUCAAAGACUACGGCCAGAAGGAUAACGAAGACUUCGCCAAGGCGCAGAAAGUAGACACAACCAAACUGCCUGUGAUUAAAUUAUAUAAAGGUAUUAAAGAGUCAAUUGCAUUCACUGAUGAUGAAAUUACCAUUGAAAAGCUAAGGGAGUUUGUUCUGGAGAAUUCUGAUGUUCAUCUCACACUGCCAGGAUGUGUAGAGGCUCUUGACAAGCUUGCAAUUAAGUUUACACAGAGUAAAGAUGCUGAUAGGAAACAGUACCUGAAAGAAGUAGAAAAAUAUCUGACUGAGACUGAUAAUGAGGUGAAAGCAAAGCAGGUAUACUCACUGUACAUGAAGAAGCUGCUAGAAGAUGAAGACUUUGUUGGCAAGGAACAGAAGAGACUGAAGAAGAUACUCACUGAGGGCCAGUUGGCUGAGGCAAAGAAGCAAAUUCUGCAAAAUAAAAUCAACAUUUUGUAUGCAUUCGAAGACAAGACAAAUAAGUUUACAAAGAGAAAAGAGGAUUUAUAAUCAUGCUACACUUAGUAUUUUUGUGCAGAAACACACAAGUUAAAGUUAUUUUUAUGUUUCUAUUAUGAGAUUUGUACCGUAGAUAAAUAUCAUAUUUAAAACAAACUAAAA